This is a messenger RNA of Liolophura sinensis, 3845 nucleotides long. Its product is annotated as ceramide kinase-like. Bases 100 to 1611 code for a protein of 503 amino acids. Gene Ontology annotation, biological process: phosphorylation; ceramide metabolic process. Lineage: Eukaryota; Metazoa; Mollusca; Polyplacophora; Chitonida; Chitonidae. Gene Ontology annotation, molecular function: ceramide kinase activity. The transcript is spliced from 12 exons. The record is from RefSeq and is a predicted model, not a curated record.
UGCAGAGGGGACUAUUUAUGGUUUGUUAUGACAUAAGUUUAAGAGGGUUAUACUGAAAAUACGGUGGCUGCCGAGUAGGUUCGAUUGGCGUCCUUUAAAAUGACCGAUGGAGACGGUGUUAUGCUGCAGGCUCUUUUCAACACAGCCAGAAACGGGAGUGGCAGAGAAAUGACAGUAACUUUUGACGCGGGCAGGAUCUGCUGGGAGACUGAGGAGAGCAGUGUAGAGGGAGCUGUUGGGCACAAACCGGACUCCCAAAGGAAAGAUCUGGGCGCAAUCAAAGGAAAUGUAUUGAUAGACGAUGUUCUUCUGGCAGAACUUGACGAUGUGCAGGACGGGGAAGACAAUCCCACUACAGUCUCGUUUACCAUCCAUUAUGCGAGUCACAUCCAUGAGAAGAAAGAACCACGCAUCUGUACUAGCAAUGUCCGUUUUUUCGGGACGAAAGAAAACAGCAAAGAAUGGGUGGACAGUAUACAGAAUGCGCUGUCCACAAAGUUUCCUCAUCGACCAAAACGCUUGCUGGCUUUCAUAAAUCCCAUCAGUGGCAAACGAAAUGGAGUGAAGAUCUUUGAAGAAAAAGCACGCCCUCUGUUGGACAAAUUCAUCACUGAGACAGACGUCAUAGUCACAGAAAAAUCUGGCCACAUAGAAGAGAUUUUGGAAUCCAAAGAUCUGGAAGAAUACGAUGGGAUAUUGUCCGUUGGUGGUGACGGUACAUUGGCAGAGGUCGUGAAUGGGCUCGUGCGGAGAUCGACACCAGAUCUCGGGCUGGACGAGAACUGUGAGAUAAGCCUGUCCCCAUCUCCUCACCCAAUAGGGAUCCUGCCAACAGGAUCUGGGAACAUCAUUCUGCACAAUGCCAACGCUAGCAGAGAUGUUGUGACCGCCACACUGUGUAUUAUAUUAGGAGAAACCCUUGGCAAAGAUGUGGCCAGCGUUCAUUCAGGAAAGAAGCUAAUUCGCUACACAAAUCUCUCGACAGCCGUCGGCUUCUUCGUGGACUGGAGUCGAAGAGCCGAGAGGAGCCGAUGGAUGGGCAUGGGGAGACUACUCUGGGGCGGAGUGUACUCUUUGGCCAAACACUCUUCGAUUGAAGUGGAAAUAGAGUAUUUACCGGUGGACAGUUCCCAGAGUAGUGAAAGAGCAACAGAGGCGGAAGCCAGCAGUUCGUCUUCAGAGUUAAGUAACGGCUGGCGUAAGGUCAGUGGUCAGUUUGUCCAGUGUGACAGCUAUGUGAUUGACCCUGCCGGACAUCCAGUGCGAAAGACUUACGCUAACGGACAGAUGUGUUUGAUACUCGUCAAACCGUGCAGUAGGACAGCACAUGUAAAGUUCCUGGCGAAAUUCUUCAAGCAAGAUUCACAAGCGUAUGACUUUGAAUUUGUAGAAAAUAUCAAAGUGAAAGCUUACAAACUACAACCAAUCGGCAACUGGAAAAAUAAUGAGGGCAACCAUUACCUGAAUGUGGACGGUGACAUAGUCUGUCUGCCGGAAGCGAGUUAUAGCGUCAGGAUACAUCCAGAACUUGUUCGACUGUUUGCGAGAAAAUCAGAGGUGUUUGAAUCCAAGGAUGCCGGACCUGCGCAACAGCUCUCAUCUGAAAAUUAAACUGUCAAUCAUUUUUACUGAGGAUUACGCCCGCUGUUAUUGUUCGUAGGGCCUUGCAGUGCAUGCAUGCUCCUUGUAACGCAGGCGCUGCUCAUUUCGUCUGUUUUACAUCGCUGCCACCAUGCAAAUUUUUUAACUCCAAGGUCAUUGGCGUCGGGAUGAUGAGGCAGGCAGUGACGUCAGAAAACACACAAAAACCUUACCUUUGUUUCUGUAAAGUCUUGACACAUUUGCAUUCUCUUUUCCUAAAGUACGCAAACAACAUGAUUCUAACGAAUUUUUGAAACAGUUUUAUUGAUUUAUUUAUUUGAUUGGUGUUUUACGCCGUACUCAAGAAUAUUUCACUUAUACGACGUCGGGCAGCAUUAUGGUGGGUGGAACAGUUUUAUUGAUGAAUGCUGAUUGUAGGUUCGAAGUCAUCAGUGGUGAGGAAAAGCCUAAACAAGCCUAGAUCUGCGUGGCCUCAGACCCCUAUUAAAUUUCCAUAAGCGACAAUGUUAACGCAUAGUGCUGUAACUCAGCUCCAAACAUUCCGUGGCCAAUAAGCUUUGCAUCCUACCUGCUCCAACUUUUGAGAAAGCAGCCAUAAAAAUGUUGACAUAGGUUGACCGUCGAAAUCUGGACCUCUGCCAGCAGCUAUUCACCAAAAAUUGCACGCUGACAGCGAAAAAAAGACUUUGCACCCUAAAAUACACAGAAUCGGAAGUGCUCAAAAGGUAUUGAUUCCACGUGUGUUGCACAUGUUCCAAAGGUCAAGUUGUCUGCUAGUGGUGGCAGUGGUGCAUGUAAAGCGAGCGUAGAGAGCUACAUAUGCGUUGUAAGAAGUAUGUCGUGGAUAACCAUCGGGCACGUUUGUGUGGUGUAAUUCCGUUAAGACCACUUGGUUUCCAAUAAGUUUUUAGAGUUUUCGCAUUUUCGACCUUGACCUAAGAAAACGACGAUGGUAGGUUAGUAUCCGCCUUCCCUAUUUAAUACACAUAUAUACAUCUCUCUAGGGAGUAUUAAAUCACUAUGUGUUUCAUUUAUAGGAAGGCUUGACAAUAAUACAUUUUUUUUAUUAUUGUCAUCUCCAUAGGACUUUUUGUGCGGGAAUUUUUUGGUCAACCUGUUAUCAUUAUUGUGUGAUAUAAAUGCAGAUCAGUUUGUAUUUUCCACAUUUGAGCUUAUACAUUUUAACAAGAGACACUGUCAAAUUAUUAGAAAUAAUAUAUAUUUGUAUGUUAAAAAAACUCAGAUAAUGCAUCAUAAAAAUAUAUCAUUUAUAAUUUUUAGACCAACGAAUAUGAGGAUAAUAUGGUUCAUUUUACACUAUUUACAUUUAUUUACUAUUUAAUAGCCUACGUGUAUCCAAAGUCACACUUCAUGUCAUUUAUGGAAAAUAUUCAUCAUACGAUCGAAUAACUUAGUUGACGGAUUUUACAAAUAAUAGCCAAGGCUUGGCCGAUUUUAUGGGUAUAGACGGUUUUCUUAUAAGCGUUUUGUUGCAGGCAAUGCAUUUCCUUUAAUCUUCUUAUUUAAUCCUAGCGAGGUAUAACAAAGGAGGUGCCUUAAUCCCUUUUCCCACCUGGUGUGUUUAUCGCAGCGUGAUUAUACCGGAAAGCUACAUGUACUGUACAGCUCUUUUCAGCUAGUCUCAAUUCAACUCCGCAUGACGCCCGACAGACAAAUAUUUAUUUAUUUGAUCGGUAUUUUACGCUGUAAUCAAGAAUAUUUCACUUAUACUACGAGGCCAGCAUUAUGGUGGGAGGAUACCGGACAAAGUCCGGGGAAAACCCACGACCAUCGGCAGGUUGCUGCAGACCUCACGUUCGGCCGGACGACUAUUUAUCUUUGACACUUGGUGAACGCAAUUUAUAAAUGUGUUCAGACAGAUACUUGGUGCGUUGGGAUAGGUGAGCUGUCUUCCUUCUGACAUUUGGCCGGUCUAUUUGAAUACCUGUCUUUUAAUUCUCUGCUUGAGUAAGAGAUAUAUGUUUACAUUUGUAAGAAUUUAUGUUUGGCCUGUUGUUGGGGUAUAAAAUAUAAUGCUACUAAAUAAAUUUACUCUUUGUGUAAGAAAAUUGUUGUUAAUUCUAUGUUGGGGUAUGUAAUACGGGAAUGUAUCCUUGUCUUUGUGAGUAUUUCUUUUUUUUUUUAAUUCUCUGUCUGCGUAUGAAAUAUUUAGAAGAGUCUGACAGCAACUUGCGGAUGGUCGUGGGUUUCCCCCGGGCUCUGCCCGGUUUCCUCCUACCAUA